AUGAACCCUAUAAGAUUAUUCAACUUCCCAUAUGUUGUCCAAAGAGAAAUAAUGGACUCAAUGGAUCUCCAAACUAUAUUUAUUUUGUCCAUCUCCUCCAAAAGGAUGAACAAUUUGAUUGUAUCAGUGGAGAAGGCUCGUUUCAAUAAAAUCAAAUACAUUCUGUACGAUAUGAAUUUGGGAGCUUCGAUUGAAGCUGUCAAUUAUGAUCAUACUUCUGAAGUAAUUUUAACAAUGGACACAACGAUGGUUUUAGGGAUAUAUAAAAAAAAGAAACUCUACAUUUCGGAUACUCUUAUUGAACCCAAAUGGUAUAUUGCAAGAAGGACUAAGACUGCUUUUGCCGAUGAAGUAUUCGAAUCAGUUCAAAGACAUAGCUAUGGAUUGUUCGGGGACAACAAAGAAUGCAAACUGGACAUUAAUAUAUAA
Molecule: messenger RNA, 429 nt
Organism: Caenorhabditis remanei
Lineage: Eukaryota; Metazoa; Nematoda; Chromadorea; Rhabditida; Rhabditidae
Exons: 2
Coding region: 1-429 (142 amino acids)
Molecular function (GO): protein binding
Source: RefSeq, a predicted model, not a curated record